AUGGCAAACACGUGUAGAUCCUACAGUUGGAACUAUGUAAAUGUAGAGAUUAAUCAGACAAAGUCCAGCUAUAAGGAUGCAUGUGGUAACGAAAUAAAGGUAUAUAACUUAGAUGGUGACAAAUUCCCGGGAUAUAGACUAUACGUUCAUAAAAUUCCUCAAGGACAAUUCUGGCUCGGUGGAAUAUAUCACAGGGAUAAACAGCAGACUGGAUUCGGCUACAUACAUAAAUAUCAUACGGACGUUAAAACUUACUAUGUGGAUUAUGACUACGGAUACCUUGUCCCGCUGCUUCUCGGACUCAAGAGAUUUGAUCACGACUAUUAUGAACGAGAAAACUAUAUCACAGGUUCCGGAAACUGGAAGAAGUGCAAUAUUAUAGAUGACAAUACUCGCGUCAAAAACAAGUUGAAUGAUUUAAGUAAGAACUUAAAAGAGUUUAUUGUAGUCAAAACGGAUGCCUCUGGAAAGACCUACUAUGCCAAUGGUAAGACUAGUUCAGCUCCAAAAGUCAAUGGAGAGAUAAGCAUAACUGUCUCAUCAUCUGUAUACGAUGGAGCAUAUAAGCUUUAUAAACAUGUUAGAAAGGACAAUGACACAAUUAGAGUUCUCUCAGCCAUGCAUUCAGAUGUUAAUGUCCCGUUUGAUUAUCCAGUAUAUGGAACUAAGUGCAGUGAGGUUUUGGUAUAUUACUGGGAGGGCGACAGUAGUCAUACUAAUCCCCUUUUACUGGAGCUUAAGCAAACGCUAAAUACUUCACAAUCCUACUAUAGACUUUCUUCUGGAGGAACAGAUAAAAAAUGGACACCUGCUGGUGUAAUAAAUGCUGGUAAUCUUAAGGAUAACUUAGAUAAGCUAAACUGUGAAAAGAAUAAGGCGCAUGUUAUGGAUAUUUCAAAGGCUGAAUCUACUACUUACAAUUGUUCUGGCUGUGGGAAUACCCGUAUCACUGUUGUAGAUUCUAAAAUUACAGCUGAAGACUACAUAAAAACUACUCACAAGAUAGAGAAUGGCGAUAUGAUUGGCAAGUUGGCAUCUAAUGGCUAUGGACAGGAUGGAAUAAAUUAUACAAAGGAUAGAAAUACCGUGACAGUGUUUAGAUAUCCUUUAUCCGGAGAACCUAUCCUACUUUACUACUCCGGUACUUGGUACAAGAAGGCUAUAAAAACCAACCAGUGGAAGGAAAUUACGAACCAAAAAGUCCCAGCCGAUGAUAAUUCAACAUUUGAUAUCAAGAAGAUCCUUCUAGACGUAUAUGCACCCUGGGUUACAAUAAAUUUGGAUAAAACACAAUAUAAGGAAAAGUAUUAUGAAGAAGAUUUAGAGAUUACAGUCGAAGAAGGAGAUGACCAGAACGAGUAUAGAAAACUUACACAUGUUAGAAGGGGAGGAGUUUUUAGGGUAAAAGCCAUUGUUCACCAUGGAAGCCCCUUGAUUGGUAUAGAAUCGAAUGAGCCUCUGGGAAGCGUAUCCGCAUACUAUUAUCUCCUAGAUGGUAAAAAGGAAGGCCCACUUGCCAUAGAGCUCAGCUUGAAAACAAGUAGCGGAUACAAAUAUGACUACUACAUCGAGGACCCGCAUAGUGGAGAAUGGAUCCCUUUCUCCUGGGACGGAAAAAGAGAAGGUGCUCAAAUGGGAUACUACGAAAUUACAAAGCAAUUAAAAGAUGCCAAAGAAAUACACAUCACGAGAAAGAAAGGGAGUGGACCACCUCCCGGAGCCAUAGCAGCCGCUCUAACCCUUGCAGUAGGAGUUGUAUGCGUUGCCGUAUACUACAGAUAUUCAUUGCGAAAUAUGGGCUCCUUGAUUAUAACCAAAGCCGUACAUACCAUAAACAGAAUCCAUUAG
Theileria equi strain WA is the source of this 1848-nucleotide messenger RNA. RefSeq lists its product as hypothetical. Bases 1 to 1848 code for a protein of 615 amino acids. The transcript has a single exon. NCBI's taxonomy places the organism in Eukaryota, Apicomplexa, Aconoidasida, Piroplasmida, Theileriidae. The record is from RefSeq and is a predicted model, not a curated record.